Messenger RNA from Carya illinoinensis, 938 nucleotides. RefSeq names its product thioredoxin 1-like. Bases 152 to 709 code for a protein of 185 amino acids. The record is from RefSeq and is a predicted model, not a curated record. Lineage: Eukaryota; Viridiplantae; Streptophyta; Magnoliopsida; Fagales; Juglandaceae. Gene Ontology annotation, cellular component: cytoplasm. Gene Ontology annotation, molecular function: oxidoreductase activity, acting on a sulfur group of donors, disulfide as acceptor; protein-disulfide reductase activity. The transcript is spliced from 2 exons.
CUGCCACCUCGCUUGUCAUCCAUUCCCGAUUCCCUCACCAAAACACCAAACCCUACUCUCUCUCUCUCACCCCGCAUUCUCGUAGAUCCCAAACCCUCCACUUCACACCCAUUCUUUCUCACUCUUCGUAGGGCUUUGAUUUGCUAUUGCCAUGGCCACCGUGCUCGAAUCCCUUAUCGUGCCUCGCGCCGCCACUCUACCCUCCCUUACUAUCUCUCCGAUCGCGGCCUCUUCGCUCUCCGCCCGUAGAUUGCCCCGGUUCGGAGGCCUCAGGGCAAGACCGAGUUUCUCAACUCGCUCUUUUGGCUCGGCGAGUCCGAUCCCGAGUUCGGGUUCGCAACUCGCUCGUCGUGGUGGCCUAGUCGUGUGCGAGGCUCAGGACACUGCUGUCGAAGUGGCUGCUGUGACAGAUGCAAAUUGGCAGUCGCUCGUUCUAGACUCUGAGUUCCCUGUUUUGGUUGAAUUCUGGGCCCCUUGGUGUGGGCCAUGCCGUAUGAUCCAUCCUAUCAUUGAUGAACUGGCAAAGCAAUAUGCUGGGAAGCUCAAAUGCUACAAAGUUAAUACUGAUGAGAGCCCAUCAGUUGCCACACGAUAUGGAAUUAGAAGCAUCCCAACUGUCAUAAUCUUCAGGAAUGGUGAGAAAAAAGAUGCAAUUAUUGGUGCUGUUCCCAAAUCCACAUUGACAACUAGCAUAGAGAAAUUCUUGUAGAGGUGGCAAGUAAAGAAAGCCUAUACUGGAAUCGAGCUGUUUGUAGUAUUUAUUUCUUUUCUUAGUUUCUGAUGUCCCAAGAUUGGAAACAUUGUACCCACAAUAAACUCAUAUUUGCUCUCCUGUAUAGUUAUCAGAUGCAGCUGUAUCUUCUGUUACCUUAGGAGAAUGUACUUGCAAAUAUACUUGUUUGAAAUGUCUUAAGAGUAUUCUCCUGUGCAUGAGUUAA